AUGGCGACGCGUGUGAAGGAUGUGGCUCGGCGGUCGACCAAGAAGUACGUGGAGGAGGCGCUGUACCGGCGUCUGUUCCGGAAGGGGUCGACGCCGCAGGCGGUGCGGGAGGAGGUGGACGGCUUCCUCGACAGCCGGAAGCGGGCGUUCAAGUGGGAGGUGGGCGUUUGCGUACGCCGGAUGCGGCGGAACGCGCUCUACCGCCCGGCGCUCAAGCUUUCUGAAGUUAUGGCGAGAAGAGGCAUGAAUCCUACUGUUAGUGAUCAAGCAAUCCGCCUGGAUCUCGUUGCCAAAUCGAGAGGCAUCGCUGCUGCCGAGAAGUACUUUUUGGACCUCCCAGAAACUUCCAAGACUCAUCUUACAUAUGGCGCUCUUCUCAAUUCUUACUGCAAAGAGUUGAUGACUGAGAAGGCCGAGUCUCUUAUGGAGAAAAUGAAGGAGCUCAACUUUGCUUUCACUGCCAUGUCCUUCAACAGCCUAAUGACAAUGUACACCAAAGUCAACCAACCUGAGAAGGUCCCCAGUAUCAUUCAGGACAUGAAGGCAGAUGACGUAUUGCCAGAUGUCUUUACUUACAAUGUUUGGAUGAGGGCGCUUGCAGCUCUCAAAGACAUACCAGGGGUCGAGAGGGUGAUUGAAGAGAUGAAACGGGAUGGCCGUGUUGCUCCUGAUUGGACAACAUACAGCAACCUGGCUUCCAUAUACGUUGAUGCUGGGCUGUUUGAGAAGGCAGAGGCUGCUCUUAAGGAGCUUGAGAAGCGGAACACCAGCAAUGACGUGGAAGCCUACCAGUUCCUUAUUACAUUUUAUGGGCGUACACAGAAUUUAGUGGAAGUUCACCGUGUCUGGCGAUCACUGAAGCGGAGUAACCCUAGAAUGGCAAACAUGAGCUACCUUAACAUGAUUCAGGUUUUGGCCAACUUGAAGGACCUUCCUGCCGCCGAAGCCUGUUUCAAGGAGUGGGAAGCCCAGCACAUCCAUCCACCUAAGACCAAUGCAAAGGACCCUACGGAAGAUAAGACAUCCACUGCAGAUCCAGAAUCUUCAAGUAACCUGCCUAAUAAUCAGUCUGGCAAGGCAGCGCAGGACCUCCAACCGAAGCAUCCAAAAUAUGACAUCCGGGUAGCAAAUGCUAUGAUCAAAGCAUACAUUACCGAGGGCAUGCUUGACAAAGCUGUCGCCGUGAAGAAACGCGCCAAGAUGCACGGCGGAAGACUGAACGCCAAGACAUGGGAGAUCCUCAUGGAGCAUUACCUCAAGACGGGGGAUCUCAAGAUGGCCCAUUGGUGCGCGGACCGCGCGAUCAAGAAGGGGCACAGCAGCGGCAGGAUCUGGGUGCCGCUGCCCGCCGUAACGGAGACCCUGAUGAGCUACUUCGAGGUGAACAAGGAUGUCGACGGGGCCGAGCAGUACGUGGAGGCUCUGAAGAAGGUGCAGAAGGAUCUGGGCGCGCUGGUGUUUGAGCCGCUGGUGCGGACGUACGCAGCUGCCGGGAAGAAGUUCCCCGGGAUGCGGCAGCGGCUGAAGAUCGAGAACGUGGAGGUUGGGGAGGAAACGGCCCAGCUGCUUGAUUCUAUCUGCGGUGAUCAAUAG
Miscanthus lutarioriparius is the source of this 1593-nucleotide messenger RNA. NCBI's taxonomy places the organism in Eukaryota, Viridiplantae, Streptophyta, Magnoliopsida, Poales, Poaceae. The record is from the annotation of a GenBank genome assembly.